AUGACAAAUCUAAUGGUAGCACCUAGGUACGGUACGGCAGCGGCAUCACGCGUACCGUCUCAGAGCUUGAACUGGCAGAUGUCCAGCCGUCCUCGUGCUGAUUACGAUGCGCACGUGAAUGUCCGAAAGCUUGGUAUCAAAGAUGGUCACCUCGCAAGGUGCCGGUACUUGCUUCACACAACAUCUUCUCGUUCAUCUGUCCACACAAGCCCAAAUGCCAUCUUUUGUCCAGAUGGGCGCGUGUGCCUGAGGCGGCGCUGCUCAAGCCGCCAGUACCGUGGUUGUGGCAUUAGCAUCUCUCAGCAGCUGGCAGCAGACGGCAGUCGGGUCGGCUUGGGUGAAAUGAGCUUUGAACCUGGCAGCCUCGUGGCAGUCAGGACGGAUGACACGCCGCUAGCAGACAGCUUUUCACACCUUCACCCUCAUAUACACCGGGGUGCGUCAAGCAGCCGAGCAGAAGCAGGCAGGGCGUGUUGGUGUUGA
Symbiodinium pilosum is the source of this 483-nucleotide messenger RNA. The record is from the annotation of a GenBank genome assembly. Lineage: Eukaryota; Dinophyceae; Suessiales; Symbiodiniaceae.